AAGCACCUUCUUGAAUCAAAGCAGUUGUGCAGACAAAACGAGGUCUGACCCCAGAAUGAGCGAGGUGUGCCUAAUGAAGUGUCUGUCGAGUGCACAAUACCAUAAAGUGUCUUUAAAAAGUAAAAAAGCUCAAAUUAAGUAUAGUAAAUAUACAGUGAAACACUAAUGCAGUGUCACAUCUUUGUAUUAAAUAAUUAAAUAUAUGUUUAAUCUAUUAUGGGAAUAUUUAGUAUCAUAUAUACAGUAUGCAUAUUUUAAAAAUAUAUAUUAAUUCUAUUUGUAUUUAUUUUUAUUCCAUACAAUAUUUUAUUAACUAUACACUGGCCUUUGUAUUACAGCAAAACGUUAUUGACUGUGUGACUACAAUAGAGUAGCAAUCCCCACUGGUUUAAAAGCGAGCUCUUAUAAAACUUUAUUUGCGAGCGACUGUAUAAACAUCACUGAACUGGGCUCCAAUAUAAAUACAGAUUGUGUAAUAGGAAGUCUGUGUAAGCCUGCUCUGGCAUCUCUGUAAACUUCAGCCCUUCCCAUUACCUUUAAAGGAGUGUGUACCCUGAACUAAAUAUGGACAUGCACUUUCACAGGAUUUCGAAGAAUGUCCCAGCCUCACAGUCCACUUUGAUGAUGCGAACCUCUCACAGUUCGUCACUUGUAACCCUCGCUGCAAGACUCUGAGACCAGCCUCUUUGCACCAGGAUUGAUGCCUCUGGUGGCUUUUUGACCAGGACAAACCCCAAAAACAAAGGCAAGGACAAGAUGUCCAGACGAAAGAUGAAAGGCCUGACCCGUAUAGGUCGCCAGGUCAGCGAGGACCCAGACCUGGACAACCUGCUGUCCACCCUCUCCCCCGAGGAAAUAGAGGAGCUGAAGAUGGACAUGAUGAAGGUGCCAGACAUUAACCCCGAGGAGGGGCUCAUCAUUCCAGGGGAGAACCAACCUGCGCAGCCACCUAUGAGCAACAAUGUCCGGGAUGCAACGACGAAACAGAGAGACACCAAAGGGAGGCUCAGCCAGAGGGAACCAUCAUUUGAGGGAGAGCCGAAGAAAGAGAGCCGGAAGCAGGAGUACCUGAGGAAGAUGGGUCUCAGCCAGGAGGGAAAUGACGAUAUGAAAGUGGGAAUGCAAAGACAAGCUAGUGUCUCAAAUGAAAGAGAUAUCAAGGCGGAGGACAGAAACAGCAAAGGUCCUGAAAGUUCAAAAGAAGACGGGAGCUGGUGUUCAAGUCGAAACAGGAAGCUGGAUAGCAGAGAGAGCGACACGAAAGAGGAGGCCCGUGACAAAGAGAAAUAUGAGGACAACAGGCUGAGAGACAGAAGAGAAAACAGAGUGAGCACAGGCAGCAAAACACAGGACAUGAUCUCAAAGUUACAGGAGAAAAGGGAUGAGAGCAAAGAGAAAGAAAGGAGGGAAGACUGCAGGAGACGAGAUGACAGCAAAACCAAAGACAUUAUCUCAAAGCUACGAGAAAAAAGCGAGAAAGAUGUGGGCAAGGAAAAGGAAAGAAAAACGGAGAGUAUCAAGACACAGGGGCUUGUCUCUAAAAUGGUGAAGCAGAGCAAGGCAUCGGAGAGCCAGCUUCAAGAGUGUAAACCAGAAGAGAAGAAGGCUAAAGCAGAGGAGAAGAAAUCUGAAUACAAAAACAAACCUGAUGUCAAACUCGAACGACAACCUUCUGAGAAAGACGAGGUGAAACGUGACAAGAUGGAGCAAAGAACAGACAGAGAAGAGUUGGUUAACCACAGUGACCAUGUGAAAGAGAAGUUUAAUGCUGAGCGGAAACCAGAGGAGAAGGUGCAAAGAGAGGACGGUAAGGUUAAGAAAGCUGCGGAUAGCGGGAAACUUGCUAACUGUGCUUCCAAAAACAGCCCUAACAGCAAGGUGAAGGAGGCAGAGGAGGAAGACGAAGACUCGAGCAUGUUCGAUGAGCUCAUGCAGCAGGUGCGAAGCAACGACCCCUCCCUCACUGAGCUCAACGUCAACAACUCAGAGGUCAUCAAGACGAAAACGCUCAUCGAGUUUGCAGAAGCUUUGCACAACAACACCCACGUCAAGACGUUCGCGCUCGCUAACUGCCGUGCGGACGACCAUGUCGCUUAUGCCAUUGCCGGCACGAUCCGCAGCAACAACACCAUCACCAGCAUUAACCUCGACUCCAACCAUCUCACCGGGAAGGGCAUCCUGUCUCUCAUCCAGGCGCUGCAGCACAACUCCACGCUGACCGAGCUGCGCUUUCAGAACCAGCGGCACAUCUGCGGAGGGAAGACCGAGAUGGAGAUGGUCAAGAUCCUGAAAGACAACACCACCUUGCUCAAGCUGGGCUACCACUUUGAGUUAGCAGGACCGAGAAUGACCACGACGAACAUACUGAGUCGCAACAUGGACAGGCAGAGGCAGAAGCGCCUGCAGGAGCAGAAGCAGGCCCAGGCCAAUGGAGAGAAGAAGGGAACACUUGAGGUGCCCAAGAGCGGAGGUGGAGGAUCUCUGAGGAGUUCUCCCAAAGCUUCGCCUAAACCUUCACCCAUCCCUUCACCCGUGCCUUCGCCAAAGCUCACUCCAAGAAAAGGAGCUGGAGGUCCGGCUCCACCACCACCUCCGCCUCCUCCUGGGGGUGGACCCCCACCUCCUCCACCUCCUAUGCUGGAUGCAAACCGCCCAGGUGGUACGAAGAACUCAAGGGACCAACUGCUUGCCUCUAUCAGAGGAACCAAUAUGAAACAGCUGAAGAAGGUGCCGGUGCCAAAGUGGCUGCAGUGAUAUUUCCUGCUGGAAUAUAAAGUGAAGAAGAAGAAGAAGAGCGAGGGAGAACAGACAUCUCACCAGAGGGUUUCUAGGGGAUAACCUUUAUAAAUUCCCCUGGCCGGUUAAAGUGCAGUGGGGCAGAUGAAGACAGUGAAACAUGAGACGUUUGGAAGAACAGCCAUCACUAUGAGUUCUCCCAACAACACUGGACCAAAAAGACUCUGUGGAGAAUGAGUGAUGAAGGCCUCUCUGCAGAGAGUGCCAUGGGUUUGAGGCUGUUUGUCUUCCAUUCAUACUGACGCUUGGCUGGUUAUUUGCACUACAUAAUAUGAGGCCGAUCAUAUAACAUGUUGGCUUGUACAUGCAUCUGAAUGUGAGUGUGUGGGAGAGUGUGUGAUGAGCUUAAUAAGAGAUUCAAACAACUCUAUAAAACUCUAAUAUUCAACAGUAUGUAAUUGAGAUUAAUUUGAAAAGUUAUUUAUUUGUGGAGAGGGAAUCCACCCUAUCAGCUGUAAAUCUGUAAAUCAAACUGGGAAUAUCAGGGAAUUAACAAACAUGGCGGCCUGACUUAAGAAAAUCCGGGUGGGUGGAGAAAACAAAAAGGUCAAGGUGGUCUUUGAUUGUGUGUCUCAAAUCUCAAGACAUCUCAGGCAGGUUUCGAAAGCAGCCCAUUGUCCCAGGAGUCCUGGGACAUAACGAAUGAGUCUUAGCAUGGAAAUAAUUACAUCAUGCAUUUUAUCAGGACGUGCAGGAAGAUAAGUUUCAGCAUCUGAUGUUGAGUUUUGUGCAGAAUCAUUCUAGCCUGGGUUUUACAUCAAAAUGUCAGAAACACCAUUAAAUCAACACUACUGUUGGUUAAUGUGCUAUUUAAGAGUGAAUAUCAGUUCUAAAGGAAAUGUAAUGUGAUUAGCAAAAACCUGAGUGUUGUAAUGAAGCACAUACAUUAUUACAUGUUUUUCUUACAGAGCCUGUAUGUUUUCAAUAAAAGAUUCUGCUAUGUUUGCAAGUUUAAUGUUACCCGUCUGAUAGAAGUGAUUGGAAUCUGUUAUUAUAUUAUAAUUUUUAGCUACAAUAAAUGAAAUUAUGUAUAUGA
Messenger RNA from Neolamprologus brichardi, 3832 nucleotides. It is a transcript of the gene lmod1b, whose product is annotated as leiomodin 1b (smooth muscle). Gene Ontology annotation, molecular function: tropomyosin binding; actin binding. The record is from RefSeq and is a predicted model, not a curated record. Lineage: Eukaryota; Metazoa; Chordata; Actinopteri; Cichliformes; Cichlidae. Gene Ontology annotation, biological process: actin filament organization; myofibril assembly; muscle contraction. Gene Ontology annotation, cellular component: myofibril; striated muscle thin filament; cytoskeleton.